Spodoptera frugiperda (fall armyworm) is the source of this 5069-nucleotide messenger RNA. RefSeq names its product protein prenyltransferase alpha subunit repeat-containing protein 1 (gene temp). Gene Ontology annotation, molecular function: protein prenyltransferase activity. The coding region runs from base 140 to 1483 and encodes 447 amino acids. Gene Ontology annotation, biological process: protein prenylation. The transcript has 3 exons. NCBI's taxonomy places the organism in Eukaryota, Metazoa, Arthropoda, Insecta, Lepidoptera, Noctuidae. The record is from RefSeq and is a predicted model, not a curated record. Gene Ontology annotation, cellular component: cytoplasm.
AUGCAAAGCAAGAUGACAUUUCAGCAUUAUUGACAUUUCAAAAUAUUGGGAGUACGUGGUUUAUUGAAGUUAUUCCUUUCUAAUAAGUUAAUAAUUUCUUGAAAUACAAAUACUGAAGUGAGAGUCGAAAGUUGCCACAAUGGACGACUUCCACAACGGGCUGGUGGAGAAAAUAAUAAAAGAACUAGAUAGUGCUCUGGCUAAAUCACCGCUAACGGAGUUUGAUAUCGUGCCCGUGGAGUCGACGAAGAACAAGACUCCAGUGUUGUACGUGAACUCCUCUGUGGCUUUAGAAUCUUGGUGUGUGAAGCAUGUGUAUAACUACUGCUACGGGGACUUGAUUGAGGAUUUCCUGACGCACCCAAAGCGGCGGCUGAGUAGGGUAUCCGGCCUGACCUACAAGAGAAUCAUGUUACUCUUGAACCCUACACUUCUGAUCAAUCCUGAUGUUACUACAUUGUGGAAUAAGCGACGGGAGCUGAUGUCUAAGAGGUACCUCGACUGGGUUGCGGAGAUGACGUUUACAAGACUAGUGCUUUCACGGAAGACGAAAUGUAAUGAUGCUUUCUCUUACCGGAGAUUUGUGAUAGAGCAUGUGAUGAGAGAGACACCUGAGCGCCCUCCUCACUUUGUGAGUACUAUAUUGGAAGAUGAAUUUGAUGUUUGCACCAUGACUGCAGACAAGUGCCCAAAUAACUACCACAGUUGGGACCAUCGUAGGUGGACAUUGGAGUUUGCCUCGAAGUAUAGGGCUGAGAUUGACAGCACUAUCGUUUUCUACAAUGAAUACAAGUUCAUUGUGAAUUGGACAGCCCGCCAUGUCUCAGACUACAGCUGCUUUCAUUACCGCCAACAUUGUUUGAAAAAGCUUAACCUGUUAGAUGAAAGAUGGCCAGUAUUUGAGAAGAUGCUUGAGGCAGACUUACGUGAGAAUGUUCAGAAGUUCAUAGAGGCUAGUGAUCCAGCUCAGAAGACUAACAAAAGUUUUAAGAAGACUAUUGAGGAUGAAGAUAUAAUUGCUUAUCUGUUUGACUACGCUCCCAAUGACUGCAGUUGCUACACUAAAUUCUAUGAAACUUGUCGAAAAAUAGAAAUCUACAUUUAUGAACUGAUACAGAACACUGACUUUUUGAAGUUUUAUAAAUAUCAUGAAGCUCUAUGGUAUCAUCGGCGAUUCAUAGUGAGCGAGAUCUUGACUACCAUGUAUGACUUCUUUGAAAUAGAGCGGGUCAAUGGAAAACUGGCCAGGAAGAAAUUAACACCAGACCAGCUGGAAACAUUGCAGAAAUGCCAAAAAUGUGGCAAUAGAUAUUGCGAAGUUGCAGACAAAGAACUCGACUGGGUGUACAACUGCCCUCUAUAUAAAAUUUUGAUUCAGCAUGAGAAGGCGGUGGUGGCUGACAGGCGAAAGGAUAUGGACAGGCAUGCUGGUAGACAUGAGAAUUAUCUCAAGUGUGUACAUGGCCUAGCCGCACAUUAUUAAACUGGUAACUCUAUUAUAUUUUAUACUCUGACUGAUUUGGUGUGAUGCCAAUUAGUUUAUUCUGUAGGCCUUCAGAGCUCUCAAUACAGUUUGUGGUUUCAAAUUUGCUACUGGUAAUCAACUAAUUGCAAAAUAUUAAAUGAAAAUUAUAAACCAAUACCAUUUCUCCGCUACAUAAAAAAAAAUACAAAGACAAGCCCUCAGCGCCAAGCUAAGAAUUUUAAUUCAUCCAUUUUAAUUUUUUUGUGAUCUUCAGAAAAUAUAGAUAAAGAAAGAAUGUCAAUUGAAAUAAAUAAAAAUGAGUCGAAAAACAGAAUUAGAAAAUGAAAUUAAAAUUGCUUUAUUUAUGUUUUAAAGUCGUUUAAAAACGUAAUUGUGACGAGUGUGCUGGGCAUUUGGCUUGUCAUCUAACAUGGCCCACAUAGAUGAUUCUGGCGGUCAAAAGGUUAAUCACAUUUUAUUUGAGCUCCAUAUAAACUUUUAGGCAAAAUAUUAUAAUUUUGCGAUUAAAUAAUUAUAAUUUACUUGUGAUAACUAUUCAUACAACAAUCUAGUCAGGUAUCACACUUGUAUACAUAUAUUUGUUUUGUUAUUGCACCUCAUUUUUAAGUAGUUCUCUUUAGUAUAAUGUACUAAAUAUUUAUAUAAUUCAUGUUUUAGUAUUUUCCCUGAGUAGAUAUAGUUACAAAUAUGGUUGAUUACUGUAACGCUACUCAAUUUUAAGUUGUACUUAAAUAUCAUGCUACCCGUCAAGCAAUUACAAAGAGGAGAUGCCAGACAACAAAAAAUGGCGCUGCCCAAUGAUAUUAUAAAUAAAAAGGUGCAGAUAAGUUAUAAGCACUCAGAAGUAGCAAAUUAAAAUGUGGACAAUUGGUAAUGUUUUUGUAGUAUGGGACUGGUAGAUGGAAAAUAGAGAGGGGCAUGGUUUUUAACGUCCCAAGCUCCCUUUAAAGUGUUAUAUGAGCAUUUUGUUAAAGAGAAAUCAACUUAUGAUUUUUCCUCUUUGUAUUUGCUUCACGGUGCAACCUCUGUCAUUUAAUAAAGAAUUUGUUAUGACAGAAUGAUUCUUGAGAGCGACUUAAAAUUGAGUAGCAUUUGAGUAUUUGAUCAGUAGUAAAAUAAAUAAUAAUAAUCAGUAAUUAUAUUUUAAAAUUAAUGCAUUUUUCGGGUAUUUAUUCAAAGUUUUUGUAUAGAUGGAAAGUAGGAAGUUUUCAAUGUAUUUAUUUAUCAAUGUAAUAGCUAUUGUGUAGAAGAUAGAAAUACUAGUAUAAUAUAUUAUGUUACUUUAGAUCUUUGUCUAGCAUGUAGAUGUAAUGUAUGUGACGCUGUUUAGAACAGCGGACACAUGUGGGCACUGCAAUUCAAAAAGGUAAAGGAUACUAAUAAAUUGUUAUAGUUACAAAAUUUGUUACAAUCUAUGAUAAAUAAUUUUAAUUAUUUUGGCAAACUGGUUACAAGAUUACAUUUUUACAUGUCAAUCUCUAAAAUAACUAGAUGAGGCCGGAAUUUCCCUUCGAACUACACUGAGAAAAAAUACCGAAACAAACUCAGAGAUCAUAGUCUCUUUUAAAUUCCAGUCAAUCAAAUAAAGAAUAAUGUGAGAGAUCUUUUUGACUUACAAUUUUGAGAGAUUCAUUUUUAAUUUUGACUUAUCUAGUAAUGCCUUUUGAUGGAAUGCAGUGUGUGAAUUAAAUAAUGUGUAAUGAGGUGCAAGUUAUGUGAUGAAAUGAGUUUGGUAUGUGACUAUACCUAAACUGCUGUGCUGAUUUUGAUGAAUUUGAGUAAAGAUGUGAGAUAAGAAAUUGUGUAAAAAUUAGGAAAUAUCGGAUUUGAUGCGAUGUAGGGAGGAAUGUGGAAUUGAUGGAUAUAUUUUUUAUUGCAGUGUGCACAAAAGUAUUUUAUUAUAUUUAGAAAUUAUGUCCAUAUAUAUCAUUGUAGUAUUGAUACUAUUGUAGUUAGUAGCUAUGAAUAUAAUCAAUAUAAAGGGUAAUAUUCUAUGUAACAUUGACUGAUGAUCAAUAAUAUAUACUUAGGUGUAUUGUCGGAAAUGUAUUCUCGACGUAGUUAAAUUAUUUAUCGUUAUUAUUUUAUUAACUUAUAAUACUGAGACAUACUAAAUUAAUUAUUAUGUUAUCGGCUUACUUACUUAUCUGUUUGACGAGGAACUCGACUAGUUCCAAGCCAUGCUAGAGGCGCAUAUACAUACAUACAUACAGUAGCAGCGCGACAAUCCCGGUGUCGCGUCGCAGAAUACUGCUCAUGAAUAUGAGCCUCUAGCAUGGCUUGAAACUAGUCGAGUUCCUCGUCAAACAGUUACGUAAGUAAGCCGAUAACAUAAUAAUUAUUUAUCAUUGUUACUAUAACUAUACAUGUUUUAUGAUAAUUUUGUAAAUACAGACUGGGAUAUAUACAACUCUAUGUCCUUAAAACUGAUAUUUCGUUUUUAGUUGUCAAAUUACAGUUUCUCAUAAAUAUAUGGAUGUAAUGAUGAAAAUGUAUGGUGUUCACCAUUCUUGUUAAAUAUGUGUAUUAAAGAACAAUUGUCUCUACAUAUUUAUUGAUUGUUUUUUAUGAAACUAAUGUAAAACUGUAAAAUGUUCUUUUUAUUUAUUUUGUAAACUUUUGAAUUUGUUAUAGAAUCUGUAUUUAUAUAAAAAAAUAAUCAUAGAAACUGGUAAAUUUUAGUUUGAAAUACGGAAAAUAAUGUCACCAAUUUACUUAUAGUAAUAAUAUCCCGCUUAUGUAUUCUUUGGGGGGAUAGACACGGGUCGUGCUAGGUAGGUAAGUGUGACCCACAAUUUUAAGCAGUUUGACAAGGUUUACUGGUUUUUAUGAAUAAUACGAUUAAUAUACCUAUAGAAAUAAUAUUCAUUGAAAUGUAUUCGUAAUAUAGCAUAAAAAUAUUAUAUUUAGUGUCUGUAGGUGUACUUAUACCCAGUAAGUAGUGACUAUCCAUGUUCCUCGGUGUAAAAUGUGAGGAAGGAAAUAUCUAGGGUUUGGCGAAGAGCUUUGAGUGGUGGAUGGCACCAAUUUAUGCCUAAUUUUAGCUACGCCCAAUUAUACUGUGAUUUUAGGUUGAAUUUUAUGAAUAACUAAUUAGAUAUAGCUAACUUUAAUGUUAAAUAUCAUCAUCAUGGCAGAUAGAAUACCAGUUUCUGAUUGGUCAAUCGCCUGACAGUUGACAAAUGUGUGAAUGUCAAACGUCAAAGAAAUUGUCAAACGUCAAUUUUUCGCGCGCAUUUUUUUCAGUGUUGCAAUCCUAAACAACAUAUCAGUUGCACUUUAUUUUAUUAAUGCCCUGUAAUAUGCGUUAUUCAUUGCAAUGUAAAACUUGACUUUGGAAUAAAGAACGAUUGACAACAAAACAUUUGUUAUGCCAUUGUAACGUGAAAAGGACGAGGUAACAAUAGUAUACAGCUUAUAGAAUAAGAUGGUAUUAUGAUUCUCAAUUGCCAACAUAAAUGGAUUCAAUUAAAUGUUUUAGAUGUGUGUACCAAAUGUUUAUCUUCGUAGUCAAUAAAUGUGUAAUAGAUUUCGAUUCAAUAAAAGACAUUCUUACAUUUCAAUAAACUUUGUAACGUUAAAA